This is a messenger RNA of Aspergillus niger, 459 nucleotides long. RefSeq lists its product as hypothetical. The transcript has 3 exons. Lineage: Eukaryota; Fungi; Ascomycota; Eurotiomycetes; Eurotiales; Aspergillaceae. Bases 1 to 459 code for a protein of 152 amino acids. The record is from RefSeq and is a predicted model, not a curated record.
AUGGCCGCUAUCGACCUCCUAGCCCUUGAAGCACGACACCAAGUGAUCAAGCGAAGCAACUGGGCCGGCGAGAAUCCCGGUGUGGUCCUGGUCUUUUGCAUCGUUUUCAUCGUUGCUGUGGGAAUCAUCGCGCUCUUCAUCUACCGAAAAUGCAUGGCACGGAAAGCAGCGAAACAGUCAUAUGAGGAUGGAGGAUACAAAUUCGGGCUGGCUACGUCGCUGCAACGAUCGAUACGCACGUUUUUCUUAUCUUUAUGUGCCUUUUGUCCGUCCGUCGAGGAUACCCGCUCUGGCUUUUGGUGGAUCUGGGCGCUGACGGAUCGCUACUAUGAAAGAGCUGCCACGGCCAGAAUGGGCCACUUCCGCAUGGGACCAGCAAUUGCGCCAAUGAUGGGACUGCAAGUGGUCCAGAUGGCAACGGACCUCGUAUUCGGGUGGAUCGUCAUCAGCACCGAUUAA